AUGGACAAGCAGAACCACCUCACAGCAAAUACUCAAGCUAAACAAGACCAGCGACACCACUCACACACAUCAACUUCGCAAAAUAUGUCAACCACCACCCCAGCCAUCGCAUCCUCUUCCACAUCUAAUGAGUCACCUUCCAUACACGAUCUAAUACUUGAUAAUGACAAUGCAUCGAUGGAUAUUUUCAAAAUGUAUCAACACAAGAGUUAUCUACCCCAUAAUCAGAGGAUAUCCAACUUGGCAUGGAGAAUACAAAACAAGAAAAUACUUGUUCAUAACAACAACAGCACAAGAAACAAUGUCACUAGCUCCAGUACUAGUGGGAGAGCUUCCAACAGUGCAUGCGUAUCGAAACCCAUGGUUAGAAAAGAUUCUGGAUCUCGCAACAACAACAACUCUGGUGCCUCUACCACAAAUGCACCGACGUCAAACAUCGUCCACAAUAUCAACAAAUCUGCAACGGUUUCGACAGAAGCAAGACCGGGGUUGGUUGGUGACUCCAGAAAUGAACCCAAUAUGGAUGAUUUUGAUUACGUUGCUCACAUUCGCAGAAUCAGCCAGGAGGAAUCCAAAGUGGGGUUGGCAGAUGCACGAGCUCGAGGGAUUGAUGAUGCCGAUGGAACAAACAACGAACAGUCCAACAACUACCUAUCGACGUACAUCAACAACCUUGAAUCUAAUUUGAAAAACAGCUCACUGGUUCAACCAAAUGCCUCCAUAACUACUAAGGCGAGUCAAAUUUUACCACCAAGUGUUCAGCAUAGUAAAUCAAUAUCUGGCAUAUCGGCACCAUUUACAACCAAACCAGCCACUCCAUCUUCCUCGUCGACAAUGUCUACUCCAAGACUAACUCAAACACAAACACCAACAGCUGCAAAACCGCUGACUAACAAAUUCGCUGCCUCAUCUACCUCCAACACAUCGCCAAGUUCUGUGUCAGGAUCAGGAAUAUCAAUCAAAAACAGACACAAUAGCUUACCUAACAAUGGGCGGAAAAAGAUUCUACAAUGUACCAACUGUGAGACAAGAACAACUCCGUUAUGGAGGAAAUCAAACAAUGGCGAUUUGUUGUGUAAUGCGUGUGGAUUAUUUUAUAAAUUACAUGGCACUUUGCGGCCCUUGAGACGUGGACAAGGCACUAACAGUAAUGCCGGUAGCUCGCCCUUUGCUAUGAGGAACAGCAAUGAUAAGAUUAUCGGCAAUACAAACAUUGACUUGCUCUCGUCAGAGUACACUGUUGGAAGUGGAGGUGACGGUAAAUUCGACAUGAAUGGUAUCAAUUCGAGUUCUGGUGGCUUUAUUGGCUCUUCAUCUGCGCCAGUUCCCAGUCAGUUUGGACAAUCCCGACAACCGCAGCACCCACUGUCACAUCUCCAGCAUCAGCAACUUCAGCAACUUCAGCAACACCAUAGCUUUAACACUCCACAAACACAACUGAGCGUGGACAUGGACAUUGACCCCCAUUCCAAAUUCGAUGCUAGUCGUGAUCACAAUGACGAUAAUGGCAACAAAGACAGAGGUAAUGAUAACACACUAUCCUCCUUUACGAAUCAACAAAUUGAGAAAUUAUUAAACUCAAACUUAUUUGACUCAUCAUCCGAUUCAAAUACAAAUGCCGUGCUAUUUCAACAAGAAGCUCCAUUUCAACUGCAUCUCCACCACCACCAUCACCAUCAUCAUCACCAUCAUCAGCAUCAGCAUCAUGACGAGUUUGACUUGUUAGACCCUAAUGGACUACCACCACCGUCGUCGUCUAAUGAAGCACCGCCAUUGGGUAUUAACGAUGGAGCUCAUGGUCUAGAUGGAGCCGUGUUCAAGGAACCGUUUCAAAGCCAUUCUGAAAGUCACGCGAGUCCUGGCCAGUUUAUGGAAGAUGGAACGAUUCAGGACUCUGGUGAUAAUUGGAACUGGUUAAGGUUUUGA
Messenger RNA from Lodderomyces theae, 1926 nucleotides. RefSeq lists its product as uncharacterized. The transcript has a single exon. The record is from RefSeq and is a predicted model, not a curated record. Gene Ontology annotation, biological process: negative regulation of transcription by RNA polymerase II; positive regulation of transcription by RNA polymerase II. The coding region runs from base 1 to 1926 and encodes 641 amino acids. Lineage: Eukaryota; Fungi; Ascomycota; Pichiomycetes; Serinales; Debaryomycetaceae. Gene Ontology annotation, molecular function: DNA-binding transcription factor activity, RNA polymerase II-specific; RNA polymerase II cis-regulatory region sequence-specific DNA binding; zinc ion binding.